AUGGAGCAGGGUAAGGAGAAGAGUGCACCACCUGUGUAUCAACCUAAACACCCCUACCCUGCGAAGAAGGAAUUGCUCACAAAUAAGAGAAAAUUGGAAGACGUGUUAUCAGUAACAUUCAGUGAGGAGUGUUCAGCAUUGAUCACCAACUCUCUCCCCAAGAAGGAAAAAGACCCCAGAGGAUUCAUUAUUCCUUUCAUGACUGGAGGGUUGAUUGAUAAAAAGGCACUCACUGAUUUGGGGAAAAGCAUAAAUCUCAUGCCUUAUAAAAUAUUUCAAAAGCUUGGGCUUGAGGAGCUGAAGCCCACUCUGAUGACACUACAAUUGGCCGAUAGUUCCAUCAAACAACCCCAUGGAAUCAUUGAAGAUGCUUUGCUGAAGGUAGACAAAUUUAUUUUUCCAGUGGACUUUGUUAUCUUGGAUAUCAAUAACAUUGUUGAGGUUCCAUUAAUUUUGGGCAAACCAUUUUUGGCUGCAUGCAAGGCUCUUAUUGAUGUCAAGGAUGGUCGCAUGGCCCUUUGA
This is a messenger RNA of Dioscorea cayenensis subsp. rotundata (Guinea yam), 522 nucleotides long. RefSeq lists its product as uncharacterized. The record is from RefSeq and is a predicted model, not a curated record. NCBI's taxonomy places the organism in Eukaryota, Viridiplantae, Streptophyta, Magnoliopsida, Dioscoreales, Dioscoreaceae. Bases 1 to 522 code for a protein of 173 amino acids. The transcript has 2 exons.